AUGGGAGACGAUCACGAGGACCUAGAAUGGGAACUGGAGGAGGGUAUUCCUCAGUUUGAGGACCCCUUCAUUCAGCAGUACCUCAAAGGACGCGAUGCGUUGAUCCAGGAAGAGCAAAAGCGACGUCACGGUAUCGUUGAGACUGCUGCGAAAUCAAACUUCAUAUCUAAUCGGAUUUUAGAUGCCAAUUUGCGCAAAUCUCUUUCUCCAAUCGCCGCCCGGGCGGCAAAGAUUGUAUCGCAGAUCCGUACCCAGGAGCAGCAUGAGGUAUGGACUGCUGGAUUAGACGAAGCGACUGCUCAUCAGUCAGAUGAGAUUCUCUACCCGGGUGUCAUGUUCAAUCUGGCGAAAAACCGCAUGGAGAAGACCAAGCUGUGGAAAAUCGUCGAUAAGAUGCCCAAGGGAUCGCUUCUCCACGCUCACAUGGAUGCCAUGUUCGAUAUCGAAUUUCUGGUCGACCUGGCAUUUUCUACGCCAGGUAUACACAUCUUGGCACCGAAACCCUUGCUCACCGAUACGGACUACGAGUGGGCGCCCGUGUCAUUCCAGUAUUCCUCGCAACCCGUAGAGGCCUCAGAGGACAAGCCUAGCAUAUGGACAGAGACGUACGAGCCUUCUUCGCUGAUCUCGAUUCAAAAGGCGGCUUCUUCUUUCCCCAAGGGAGGCGAAAAAGGGUUCCGGGAAUGGCUGAGCAGUCGAUGCGUGCUUUUACCAGAACACUCAUAUCACCACUACCACGGCGUGGAUGCAAUCUGGUCUCACUUUGCGAAGACGUUCCCAGUGAUUGACUCGAUUUUGAUGUAUGAGCCCAUUUUCAAAACCGGUCUACUCCGCCUGCUAGGACAACUUGCCGCGGAUGGGAUCCGAUACGUGGAGUUCCGCUAUGGCUUCAGUAAUAACUACAGAAGGGAGGGACACGAUGAGCCCGACGAGGACUUAUUCGGGUGGUUCCAGAUGGUGGAAGAUGUGGUGGAGCAAUUCAAGAAGACAGAGGCAGGAAAGGACUUCUACGGUGUUCGCAUCAUCUGGGUUACGCUGCGCCGUUUUUCCAACAAGGCCAUUGUCGAGACUAUGAAACAAUGUAUCGCGACGAAGCAGGAAUUCCCCGAUAUGAUCUGUGGAUUCGACCUUGUCGGACAGGAAGAUUUAGGGAGACCUCUUGCUGACCUUGUUCCUGUGCUGUUCUGGUUCCGAAAACAAUGCGCCGAGGGAGAAGUAGACAUACCCUUCUUUUUCCACGCCGGAGAAUGUUUAGGUGAUGGCGAUGAAACAGAUCAGAAUCUCUUCGAUGCUAUCCUUCUCGGCACGCGGCGAAUCGGUCACGGGUUUUCCUUGUUCAAGCACCCCUUGCUUAUUGAUCUUGUCAAAGAGAAGAAGAUUCUCAUUGAAUGCUGUCCCAUCUCUAACGAGGUUCUCCGCCUUACCAGCUCCAUCAAAGCUCAUCCUCUGCCUGCGUUGUUGGCCAGAGGUGUCCCGGUCUCAUUGUGCAACGAUGACCCCGCUAUUCUCGGUCAUGGGAGACACGGAUUGACCCAUGAUUUCUGGCAAGUCUUGCAAGGAUUGGAAAAUGUGGAUUUGGUCGGACUAUCGAUGAUGGCUCAAAAUUCCAUCCGAUGGAGCUGCUAUGAAGAUCAGUCGCCCGCCGAGUGGAAAGCCGGCAUCCAAAAUGGGGUUAUGGGCAAAGGGCUAAAAUCCGAGCGCUUGCGUGAAUUCGGCUCAGAGUUCGAGAAAUUUUGCGAAUGGAUUGUGCUGGAGUUUGCUGAAUUUGAUGUUGAUGAUGAUUGA
Molecule: messenger RNA, 1785 nt
Organism: Penicillium salamii
Lineage: Eukaryota; Fungi; Ascomycota; Eurotiomycetes; Eurotiales; Aspergillaceae
Source: the annotation of a GenBank genome assembly